AUGACAACCCUAACGACACCAUUCGAGUUUGCGCCGUCAUGCACCGACAUUCCCUUCAUUACGACGAGUGUGGUAACUGAUUUUUGGUGGAACGAUCACCAGGCUACCACUGUUACCAUUCUGGCGGCGGACCAAUCCAAUGACAGUGGGUACACCCGAGGGUGGCCGAUCAAUGAUCUUAACAUCGAAGGUAUCACGAGUCCGGCCUGCUUCAAGGAAGCUCCUCCUACCGUAACCAUCACCGAUGCCUCAACAACGGCAGCCGAGACGACGACAGGAGUGACCACCGAAACUCGCCGGUCGUUCGUCAACGGUAUGCUGGUCCAGGCUGCCUGGCAAAUCUCCUGGGCAUCUUCUGAUGCCUCCACUCUCUCGCCAGCACCUCCCACCCUGACUUGCACUGGGGCGGAAGAAGACGGACCAACAAUCGGGACCUGGGUACCGGGCACGGAGGCUACGGGAGCGUGCCUCGCACACCCCAGCUACCGCCGUGAGUGGUCUCAGUCUCUCAAAAACUUCCUCCUGAUUGGCUUACCCAUCCUCGGCUUUGCGGGCCUAUUGUCUUGUGCAACGUGCUGUUACUGCUGUUAUCGGACGACGAAGAGGGUCAAGAGGGCCGAGCGGGAACGCGUAGAAGAACAAAUGAUACGAGAAGGGUAG
Scedosporium apiospermum is the source of this 660-nucleotide messenger RNA. RefSeq lists its product as uncharacterized. The coding region runs from base 1 to 660 and encodes 219 amino acids. The record is from RefSeq and is a predicted model, not a curated record. Lineage: Eukaryota; Fungi; Ascomycota; Sordariomycetes; Microascales; Microascaceae. The transcript has 2 exons.